AAUCAUUUGCAGCUCCCUGCUGUAAUUCAGCUGUUGUGCCCAUUUUUGGAUCAAAGCUGUAAUGAGGUCAGACCAGAGGAAAAUGCUUCAAUAGGAAAUGCAUUUCUGAUUCCAGAGCCAAUUGCAUGAAAAAACAAAACGAAAACUAAGUGAUUACCUUGUGUGAGGGUGGGGAAAUGGAUUUGGAUUUAAUGAACAUGUGUGUCCUGGCAGGAGGCACUCUUGCCAUACCCAUUCUAGCUUUUGUAGCUUCCUUUCUACUGUGUCCUGCAGCACUCAUUAGAUUCUAUUACUGGUACUGGCGAACAACAUUAGGCAUGCAGAUUAAAAAUGCUGACUGUGGCAACUAUCGAUUCUGCUAUUCCUGCCGUGGGAAACCUGGUAGUAAACCUUCCAUUUUGAUGUUACAUGGAUUUUCAGCUCACAAGGACAUGUGGCUAUCUGUGGUGAAGUUUUUACCUAAGAACCUGCACCUGAUCUGUGUUGAUAUGCCAGGCCAUGAGGGCACAACACGUACUUGUGUAGAUGAUUAUUCCAUAGAGGGACAAGUGAACAGGAUUCACCAGUUUGUUGAAUGCAUUGGGUUGAAUAGGAAACCGUUUCAUCUGAUUGGUACAUCAAUGGGUGGUAAUGUUGCUGGUGUAUAUGCUGCUCGGCACCCAACAGACAUCUGUGGCCUAACUCUCAUCUGUCCUGCAGGUCUGCGGUACCCCAAUGAAAGUAAAUUUGUGAAAGAACUGAAGUCAUUAGAGCAAAUAGGAGAUGUUAGUAGAGUUCCCCUUAUUCCGUCUACCCCUGAGGAGAUGGAAGAGAUGCUGAAGCUUUGCUCUUACGUCCGCUUCAAAGUACCUCAGCAGAUUCUUCAGGGCCUUGUGGAUGUUCGACUGCCUCACAAUGACUUUUAUCGUGAAUUUUACUUCCCCCUGCUUGUCAAAGAUGUUAGUGUGGUUGAUGAAGACUACACCAGGCAGAUAGAGAAAAUUAAUGGCAAGAGUGAAGUGUGUAAAGUGUAUCAGCGAUGUGCGAUAAGAAUGAACAUCAUGGUCACAGAUAUCAUAGCUGAAAGUACUAUGAAAGGAAUCAUAUAG
Messenger RNA from Rhincodon typus (whale shark), 1088 nucleotides. It is a transcript of the gene abhd6a, whose product is annotated as abhydrolase domain containing 6, acylglycerol lipase a. The record is from RefSeq and is a predicted model, not a curated record. The transcript is spliced from 8 exons. NCBI's taxonomy places the organism in Eukaryota, Metazoa, Chordata, Chondrichthyes, Orectolobiformes, Rhincodontidae. The coding region runs from base 177 to 1088 and encodes 303 amino acids.